Strongyloides ratti is the source of this 3129-nucleotide messenger RNA. Its product is annotated as RNA polymerase-associated protein Ctr9 homolog. NCBI's taxonomy places the organism in Eukaryota, Metazoa, Nematoda, Chromadorea, Rhabditida, Strongyloididae. Gene Ontology annotation, molecular function: RNA polymerase II complex binding. Gene Ontology annotation, cellular component: Cdc73/Paf1 complex. Gene Ontology annotation, biological process: regulation of DNA-templated transcription. The transcript is spliced from 2 exons. Bases 1 to 3129 code for a protein of 1042 amino acids. The record is from RefSeq and is a predicted model, not a curated record.
AUGCUAGAAUCGAAUAUAAAUGGUGAAAACUUGAUGAUUCCUAGACGUUUUGGUGGAGAUGCUAUUAUAUACAAUAUUUCAACAUUACCAGAAGUUUCUGUUAUUAUAUCUGAAUUAAUGGGAGAACAUUGUAAAGUAAAUAUAUGGUUUGAAUUUGCUUUAGCAUAUUAUCGUCUUAAAAGGUACAACGACUUUCAGAAGAUUCUUGAGGAAGGAAUAAUGUUUGGAAAAGAGGAAAAUAAAGGUGAAAAUUCAGAUUUACUAAAAUUACAUGAUGCCAUUACCUCAUAUCAAAUUUUAUGUGGUUGUAAGGAGACAGAAAAAACUAAAAGAAGUCAACAUUUCUCAAAAGCAAUGGAGCAUUUGAAUCAUGGAGACGAAAUUUUUAAAUAUGAUGAAAAUCAUCUUCUCCAACGAGGUUUUUACCUGUUAUAUGAAGGUCAAAAAUUGGAUCACGCUGAGGCGCAAUUUAAAUUUAUUACAAAUACAAAUGAGGGAAAUAUUCCAGCACUUAUAGGUUAUGCCUGUGUAUUGUAUAAUAAAAAAGAAUACAAUAAAUCUUUACAAUUUUUUAAAAAAGCUCUUAAAAUUUGUCCAAAAUCACCAACUUAUGUUCGUCUUGGAAUUGGUUACUGUUUAUUAAAAUUAGGUUAUGUAAAAAAAGCAAGAAUAGCUUUUGAAAGAGUACUUGAACUUGAAGAAAAUAAUAGUUAUGCUUUAACAGCUUUAGCUGUAAUUAAUUUUAGUGAAAAUACUUUAGAAUCAACUACUGCAGGUGCAAAAAAAUUAAUAAAAUCAUGGAAGAAUGAUAACAAUAAUGUCUUAACAGCUUUAGAAUUAUCAGACUUUUUGUUUUUAAGAGAAAAUUAUGAAAAAAGUGAAAAAUAUUGUAAAGUUGCUCUAAAUUUGUCAGAGUCUCCUGCUUUAAAAAGUAGAAGUCAUUAUCUUGUUGGUAGAUGUCAUCAUCAAAAAGGUCAAAUUGAUUUAGCUAUAAAGCACUACAAUAUUGCAAUAAGUUUUUCUAAAUCUGAAUUAAUUAAUCCAUUUUUUGGACUUGGACAAUUAUAUGCAAAAAAGAAAGAAUUUGAAAAAGCAAUAGAAUAUUUUGAAAAAAUUUUAAUUAACAUUCCUGAUAAUCUUAAUUUGAAGAAAGCAUUAAUUAUGAUGUAUAUAAGAUCACCUGGUAAGGAUUCUGAUACACAAAACAAACGUAUAUCUUUAGUCAAACAAUAUUUUUCUGAAUUAUUAGUUGGUGAAAAUUUGAUUGAUCCUUUGUUAGUUGUUGAACAUGCAAGAUUUAUUGAAAAAACAAAUGUUAGCCUUGCAUUAAAAGAAAUAUCUCGGAUAAUCUCAAUUUAUAAAGAGUCGGGUAAUAAUUUUAUACCAAUCGAAUUACUUAAUAAUUAUGGAGUAUAUUUAUUUAAAAAUAAUGUAUAUACCGAAGCAAAUACUAUUUUUUCUGAAUGUUUUUCUAGACUUAAGAUGGAACAUUUUAAAAAAUCUCCUUAUAUUGAUAGUCUUGAAUUAACUUUGACAUUUAAUACUGCUAGAGUAAAAGAAGAAUUAGGAUAUACUGAUAAAGCAAUUGCAUUAUAUAAACAGCUAUUAAAAUUAAAACCAAAUUAUUUUGAAGCAAAUAUAAGAUUAGGAAAAAUUGCUGAAAAAUGUAGUAAUUAUAAAUUAGCUAGUAAUUAUUAUCAAGAAGUAAUUACUCGUGAUCCUCAUAAUAUUGAAGCAUUAUCAUCACUUGGAUAUCUUUAUAUGAAAAAAAAGAAUUUUUUAGAGGCACAAAAAAAAUUUGAAUCAAUUUUAAAAUUACCAGAACACAAGAAUAAUGCUUAUGCUUACUUGGCUCUUGGAAUAAUUUGGUUAGAUCAACUUUGUAAACCAAAUAGAAAUAAAGAAAAAGAUAAAGAAAAUGUUUCAAGAGCAUUUGAUAUGUUUAAUAAAGUUUUAAAACAUCAUCCUAAAAAUGCUUAUGCUGGAAAUUGUAUAGGUGUUUUACUUACAUUUAUUGGUAAUUAUGAAGAGGCAAGAGAAUGUUUUGCUGAGGUUCGUGAAAAUUUAUUUAAUGAUAAAGGUCCUUGGUUAAAUUUAGCAUAUGUUUAUGGUAUGCUUAAAAAUUAUCUUAAUGCUAUUCAAAUGUAUAAAGCUACUAUUGAAAAAUUUGGAUUAGGUAAUGAUCCAGAUAUUUUGAUAGCUCUUGGUUGUAUGUAUUGGAAAAAAGAAGAUUACAGUAAUGCAAUGGAAUGUAUGAUUCAGACUGUCAAUAUUGAUCCUUUAAAUUUAUAUGCUAAGUAUAAUUUGGCAAAAAUUUACACUAAAAUUGGUUUAAAAAUUAUAGAAUCAUCAAAUUAUUCUUUAUCUGAAUUAGAUAAUUCAAUUGAUUAUUUUAAUGAAUCUAAAAAUAUUUUUAAUGACAUCUAUGCUUGUUUAAAUAAUAUUAGUGAUUUAAAAUUUAAAUGGAAGUAUUUGAAUGUAACACAAUUGAUUGAGGAAAGUACAAUUUGUGAAGAUUAUCUUAUUCAGGCAAAUUCAAAAAGACCAGAAAUUGUUGAAACUGAAAAAGCUAAAGAAGAAGGUAAAAAGAAACAGAAGGAGAUUAUUUUAAAGUUAGAGGAAGAAAAGGUAGCACAAAUGAAGCUUAAAGAAAGUAAGGAAUUCGAAAGACAAAAUCGACUUCGUGAUCUUCGUAAUGAAUUUCUCAAUAUGAAUAAGGAUGCACUUAAAGUUUCUGUUGUUGAAGAUAAGAAAAAACCUAGUAGUAAGAAAGAAAGUGACAAAAAAAAGAAGACUGAUGAUUUAGAUUUAUUUAUUGUAUCUGAUGAAGAAUAUGAGAGAAAAAAUGAUAAGAAAAAACAAAGAAGAAAAAAAAAGAUAAAUCGUAUAAGGCAAAUAGUAUCUGAUGAGGAAGAGAGUAAUGAUCUUAAGAAACAAGAAGAUGAUACAGGAAAGGAAAGUUUUAUUUCUAAUGACGAUAUAAAUACUGAUAACAAGAUAUGUUUUUCUACUUUAGAGAACGAAACAAAUGAAAAUUAUAAAGAUGAAGAAUUUUCUUCUUCAUCUCUUUCUACAUCUGGUGUAUUUGGACCUAACACUGAUGAUUCAUCAAAUUCUUUGUCAAAUUAA